Messenger RNA from Lentinula edodes (shiitake mushroom), 3410 nucleotides. RefSeq lists its product as uncharacterized. Gene Ontology annotation, cellular component: cytosol; nucleus. Gene Ontology annotation, molecular function: cysteine-type deubiquitinase activity; cysteine-type endopeptidase activity; protein binding. The record is from RefSeq and is a predicted model, not a curated record. Lineage: Eukaryota; Fungi; Basidiomycota; Agaricomycetes; Agaricales; Omphalotaceae. The transcript has 24 exons. The coding region runs from base 97 to 3333 and encodes 1078 amino acids. Gene Ontology annotation, biological process: protein deubiquitination.
CCCUAGUACCAGUACCAAGCUUACUGAGCUACGACGACGCACGGUCCUCAUUUCAUUCUUGUUAACGUACUCCCAUCUUCGUCUUCAUUUCAUGUAAUGGUGAGGCGGACUAGACAAGCUUCUCCUUCCUCCAAAGGGCUCCAGGCCGGGCAAGUCCUCCGACGAGAUGUUCUAAAUGCAUGGGGUUGGGUUGGUUCAGAAAUUACCGAUUCCUCAUCAAUAACACGCGACCAUUUACUUGCCACUUGCGGGUUCUCGAGACGUAGCAAUCAUCCUUUCUGUCGGAAUCAACACAAGUCGAAAUCGCGUAGUGCACAGUCUUCAAACCCUGCUAGUCCUCAAGCCGUAAACGAUAUCAUACCAGAAGAUGUGAUCGUAAUAUCUGACGGGGAAGACGAGGGACGUAAAUGUAGCAAAAAGGCUUGCAAAGGCAACCCAAACUGUUUGAACUAUCUAGGACAAGAGAAAUGGGAAACUGAAGAAUCAACAAUUAAAAACUUUCUGCCCCUCUCAAAACUCGGAGAAAAUCCUUUGCUACUCUCCAGAGAUCCAGAUUUGCCCGUUGGUUUGAAGAACCUAGGCGCCACUUGUUACGCCAAUGCUUCCCUUCAAUUCCUGUUCCGACAAUCGCAUCUCUUGGCUGGUGUCUACAAUUGCCAGAUUCCUGAGUCAAAGAUUAUGGACUCACCAAUUUUUCACCUUCAAGUCACCUUCGCAGCGCUGCAGGAAAGUAUACAAAGUGUUUUCAACCCCUCUAAGCUAGUGGAGAGCUUGCAAUUACGCACCGCCGAACAGCAGGACGCGCAAGAAUUUUCCAAAUUGUUCAUGACCCAUCUGGAUGCUGAGUUCAAGAAACAACCGGACCAAUCGCUGCAAACUCUGGUGAAUUCCCAGUUCGAAGGCGAACAAGUAUAUGGUACAAUGUGUGACAAUUGCAAAUAUCGCUCCGAACGACGUUCCAACUUUUGGGAAAUCGAAGUCAAUUUCCAGAACAACUCCAAGUUAGAAGACUGCAUUGGAGCUCUCCUUGAGCCUGAAACAUUGACAGGAGAUAACAAAUAUUUUUGUGUACAGUGUGACGGACUCCAGAAUGCUACUCGGUACACCAGACUCCAGAGGCUCCCUCCUGUGCUUCAUAUAUCCUUGCUUCGUUUCGUUUAUGAUCUGAAAACAAUGGAACGUAAAAAGUCCAAGAGCUCAAUCGUGUUUCCCAAGGUUUUGAACCUGACACCAUUCGUUUCUUCUGUUACUGGAAGCAAUACAUCUUCUGUUACUGGAAGCAAUACAACGCCUUCUUCAGGCAAUGUAUACGAGCUUCGCGGAAUUCUACUGCACAAGGGUCCAAGCGCCUACCAUGGUCAUUAUGAGGCUCAGGUGUUUGACACUAGGGCUAAUGCUUGGUUUCUGUUCAAUGACGAGGAAGUGACGCGUAUUGAGGAUCAGUUGGGUGACAAGCGCCCCACCAAGAAGGAAAGGAAUAAAGACGAUGAACAAGACGAAGAAAAGCCGACAGGUUCAAAGAGGAAGAAGAAUGCGAAUGGUCCGCGGAAGCGACAACGAGUUGACGAUAGUGAGGACGAAGCAGCCGCGUCCCCGCAUUCCAGUCAGAAUGGAAGCCCAAGUGACAUUCACUCCAAGGAUGCAUACCAACUGAUCUACGCUCUACGGCAAUCUGAUUCCUCUAUAAAUCCGGAAGUCACUGCCCCUCCUCGCGCUAUGAAUGUUGUCAACGAGCUUAACGCUUCUCAUGACAGGGAAUGUGAAAAAUAUACGGAAAGGGAAAUAUCAACCCACCUGGCCUUGAAUUCUCGUAGAGCGCAGGUCUUGAACAUCUGCAAUGGCUGGUCUGUGGCUUCUGAUGACGAUGAUUGUGUCAUAGUAAGCAGACGGGCCUUGCAAGAAUGGCUAUCCGUGCAUUCAGUGGCAGGACUCUUUCCCAAUGAGGAGAACCCCGAUUCAGCCUUGUCACCUAUUCAAAUAGAUAUUGGAGACAUCCUGUGUAAACAUGAUCUUCUUGAUCAUCGCCAUGCGGACAAGAUGAAGCGCAUUUCUCGGGAAGCCUAUACAAAGAUCAUGAAAGAUACAAAUUGUGUGUUCGAACCCACACUCUCAUUGGACGACAUUUGUUCUGUUUGUGUUAAUGAUGCUUUCAAAGAGCGCAUGUAUCAAAUAGAGCAUCCUCUGCUUGUGGCUCAGUUCAACGAGAAAGUCAACUUCGGAAAUGAACGUUCUGGAUACUGGAUAUCAAAGGCCUGGCUCAGAGAUUGGGUCCUUCAAAAACCGAAAAUGCAUGUUGCUUCUGCAAACGAUCCACCACCAGAUUCUCCAGAUUUUUCUGAUGAUGUUCGGUGUGAGCAUGGUGGUCUGUCCCACAGAACUACUGCAAGGCGGCGUAUCUCGAUCGAGGCUUGCCGGAUUCUGAUUUCAUUGUUUCCGGAAUGGAAACCAAGCCCUGUAGACGAUGAACCUUGUUCGGUUUGCCAAGUCCUUGCCUCCGAACGCAAAGCUAAUAAUUUUGAGUAUCGCAAGCAAGCUGAAAUUGAGAAGGCAAAAUUGAGGCAUAUGCUCGAAUACGCAUCCGACAAAGAUCUGUUUCUUGAAAAUGUUUCUUGCGCUUUGAUUCCUUUAGACUUUUUGCGUAGUUGGAGAAGAUGGAUCAACAAGCCAUUGGAGGUCACCAGACCGAACAAUCUAGAUAACAGCGUGUUCUUAUGCGAACAUAAAAUGUUAAAUCUGGAUUUUCCAGAUAUCGAAUCAACCGCUGCAAUCAUCAAACGGACCGAAUGGGACCAGUUAGAAACGUUCUAUAACGCUUGUCCGUUAAUUGCCUUGAGCCCGUCGGAAGAAAUUGAACUUCGCUUUAAUCUUCCUGUCUGCUCGGACUGCCGCCACGAGAGAUUAUUAGUUUGGGAGGUAGCAGAGAUAACUGUACGAUUACAUGGAAAGCGCUCGUCCAAGGACAGUGGAGAAUCUUUACACAUGCGGAAGACUUAUGGCACGAAUUCUGCUCGCCAAUCUAAACGUCUUCGACAAAGGCGCGAAUACGGAGAGAAAAGGAGCAUUCCUAUAACCAAGCUCAUGUCAGUCAAAGAUGUGAAAAUUCUUCUUCAUGAAGAAUUCGGAAUUCCGACUAUUUUCCAGCGACUCAUACUACACGGUCAAGAGCUGCUUGAUAAUGAGGCCACCGUAGAAAGUCUUCAUGUUCUUGUCAGCGACACCUUGGAACUAUAUGAAGAAAGCGAAUCGUUAGAGAUUUCAGAUUCAUACGACGAUGUUGUUUCGAAGCAGGAAGGGCAAGGCUUUGGAGGAACUUUACUUGGGGUUCUUGACUAGUUACUAGUUUAUACAAGCAAUGAAUGUACUUCGUAUCGAAAGCAGCGGUCUCUAUACUGAGAAUCACAUAUAUAAAU